GCACUUGAUGGGAAUCAUGGCAGCAUCCAGGCCAUUGUCCCGCUUCUGGGAGUGGGGAAAGAACAUCGUCUGCGUGGGGAGGAACUACGCGGACCACGUCAGGGAGAUGCGCAGCGCGGUGUUGAGCGAGCCCGUGCUGUUCCUGAAGCCGUCCACGGCCUACGCGCCCGAGGGCUCGCCCAUCCUCAUGCCCGCGUACACUCGCAACCUGCACCACGAGCUGGAGCUGGGCGUGGUGAUGGGCAAGCGCUGCCGCGCAGUCCCCGAGGCUGCGGCCAUGGACUACGUGGGCGGCUAUGCCCUGUGCCUGGAUAUGACCGCCCGGGACGUGCAGGACGAGUGCAAGAAGAAGGGGCUGCCCUGGACUCUGGCGAAGAGCUUCACGGCGUCCUGCCCGGUCAGCGCGUUCGUGCCCAAGGAGAAGAUCCCUGACCCUCACAAGCUGAAGCUCUGGCUCAAGGUCAACGGCGAACUCAGACAGGAGGGUGAGACAUCCUCCAUGAUUUUUUCCAUCCCCUACAUCAUCAGCUAUGUUUCUAAGAUCAUAACCUUGGAAGAAGGAGAUAUUAUCUUGACUGGGACGCCAAAGGGAGUUGGACCGGUUAAAGAAAACGAUGAGAUCGAGGCUGGCAUACACGGGCUGGUCAGUAUGACAUUUAAAGUGGAAAAGCCAGAAUAUUGAGUUAUUUCUUAACAAGUUUCGAGAGAGAAGGGAGCAAGACAAGAGCAAGCAACGGCUAUUAAAUGUCACAAUCCUUUAAUUAGAAACCAUUUAUUGGCCGGACGCGGUGGCUCACGCCUGUAAUCGCAGCACUUUGGGAGGCCGAGGCGGGCGGCUCACGACGUCAGGAGAUCCAGACCAUCUUGGCUAACAGGGUGAAACCCCGUCUCUACUAAAAAUACAAAAAAUUAGCCGGGCGUGGUGGCGGGCGCCUGUAGUCCCAGCUACUCUGGAGGCUGAGGCAGGAGAAUCAAUUGAACCCGGGAGGCGGAGCUUACAGUGAGCUGAGAUUGCGCCACUGUACUCCUGGGCAACAGCGAGACUCCGUCUCAAAAAAAAAAAAAAAAAAAGAAACCAUUUAUUUUAAAAAUGAUUAGAUUGCUAUGCCUCAACUCAUAGAAGAUGAACCCUUCAAGAAAACGUGAAGUAGAACGGGUGGGCCAGAAAUGAAAACAGGCAAGUAAAGUAUUUCUUCGGAAAACAUUUUAUCAAACCAAAUGUUAAAAAGACUUUCCUUUUGUAAAACUGGAUUAGAGAAGACUUUUCAGUGGGUUAUCUCUAGGAUGAUCAGUAGUUCAGCACUUAAAAACUGCAGAGAAAACUGAAAGUUAUGUUCCAGAUAACUUUCCGUUGUUUACCAAAUUUUCUUAGAUUUGGUCAUCAUCAGGAAGCAUUUGUAAAAAUAAAAAUCUCCACAAAUUACUGGCCCAUCUCGGACUUGCUGAAUCAAUUUGAUAGGAUUAAUCUCCAGUGAAGCUGUGUUUACAGGGCAUUCCAAGUGAUUCUUAUCAGGAAAUGUGAAAAACACUCCUGUACAUAAUCGGUUAAUUUAAAAUUUUACUUAAUAAGUGAACAAGUAAUGAAGAUUUCACCUGUUUACUUAGGGUAUCUACCCAGACCCAUCGAUUCUGAGUUCGGGAGAUGAUUUUGAAAUUACUGUUUUCCAAAUAAAGGUGCUCCCUUCUAAGUGGCUUACAAGGGUAAUUUUUUUCCCCCCAGUAAUGACGAGGAGGGAUAUUUCCUCCUUGUGGGGCUUCAGACCUUAGUCUUUGACCUUUGGCCUUCUGAGCACUGUGCUGUGUUAACACAGUUAAUCAGCAACUGUACUUCCCAACCGGAGAUAAGGAGGCUUUGUGGAAGUUGAAUAGCCUGGGACUGCUGCUUUUGCUCUUGCCUGCACCCUCCUCUGAAAAAACAUCCAGGCAAGAUGCACAGCAUAGCUGUCAAUGCCUGGAGGAGUCCUUUGGGCUUCGGCAGGGGUUCCUGUUCGCGUUCACAUCAUCUGCUGGCCCCUGAAGAAAGCCUAGGACAUCUGAUUGAGUAGUAACGGUCCCCAUGUAUUGAACACAGUACUGUUAGGCACCAUGCCAAGCAGUUUAUUCUGUAUUUCCACGUGUUAUGUAACCAGCAACCAAGCCAUAAGCUUAGUAUGAUCACUACCAUCCCCAUUACUCAGAUGAAGACAGAUCUAGAGGCUGCGAAGGCUGGCUAAAGUCACUCAGCUUAGUGGCAGAGCCGAGAUGUAACCCAGCUCCCCCAAGACCAGAACGUGAAGUUUUGACCACAAUGCAGGCUGCAUCUUAGACAGGGUCUCACUCUGUCGCCCAAGCUGGAGUGCAGCAGUGCUAUCACAGCUCACUGCAGCCUCGAACUCCCGGGGUCAAGCAAUCCUCCCUCAGCUUCCCGUUUCUGAGGUUACAGCCCAAAGUCUCCUCAGCAACACUUCCUGUGAGACUACAGGAAUGAAGGGUGCCUGUGUGAUCAGUCAGAUCAAUCAGCACAUGGAAACUGAGAAAGACAGAUUUAAAGUCCAAGGAGUUUUUGUUGCAAGUUGUGCACAUGUUAGAUGCUUCAUUUACAAUAUAACCACAGCUGGAACUGAAAAGAAACAAAGACAAUGAUAAAAUGUGAUGCCCUAAGCUACAAAUUUCAUCUGUAGCAGAAAAAGAAUUGUCACUAAAAACUCUACGACAGUGUGUGGAAAACUUACUGAGUGUUCAGUGCUAUGCGGUCUACAAGACAGUCGUAAAAAACAGUAAAACACACUUUCUACGCAGCCAUUCUCAGGAGUCAUCUGAAACUGCGUACACCAGUCCUCUGCCUGCCCUCCUUCCCUCCCUCUGCCAAGCCCUCGAGGUCCAUCCCAGUCUCAUUUCCUUGCUGGGGCCCUCCCUUCUCGUAUCCCAGCCUGCAGCCUUUCUCUCUUGGAACAGCAGCAGAGUGCACGCCUCAGGACUGACUGGUGCUGUUGCAUCAGCUCCUUAUUCUCACCUCCCUGGCUGGGAGUUCUGAGGGCAGGAACUGUGUCUUGUGCCUGGAAAGCACGAGUUCAACAGCUGCUCACUGGAUGGGCCUGCACGGGGCCUUCUCUACAAAUACAGAAAGCCUUGCAAGGCUGGCCGGGUAGCACCCAGAUGCUAUUAACACUGCUGGUGAUACACUCUCCUCUCUUUCAGUGAUUUAUGCUAUUCCAUAUUUCUGAAGCAAGCCUUACUUUAGCAAUUUUAAACAGGGAAACUAAUUCAAAUUUCUCAAAUAGGGGAAAUGAACUGAAGAUAGUGGUUUCUUAUCUAGCCACAGAUCACUUGGUCUAGCAAAUUUUAGAUGCUUUUCCUCAGAUAUCAAUAAUAAAUGUACAGGAAAAAAA
Molecule: messenger RNA, 3368 nt
Organism: Homo sapiens (human)
Lineage: Eukaryota; Metazoa; Chordata; Mammalia; Primates; Hominidae
Gene: FAHD1
Product: FAH domain containing oxaloacetate decarboxylase 1
Exons: 3
Coding region: 8-682 (224 amino acids)
Cellular component (GO): mitochondrion; cytosol
Molecular function (GO): acetylpyruvate hydrolase activity; oxaloacetate decarboxylase activity; catalytic activity
Source: RefSeq, a predicted model, not a curated record